UGUAAAUGGACGAACAUGGCUUUGUUGGGCCAGAAUCCUGCCCAGUUCUCGCCUUCUCGGCCCAACAUUAACUCUGAGCAAGCGCAAACAGCAAACCCUUCCCGUCGCAACAAGAGAAAUCCUCUAAUCGUAGCGCCGCACUCACCACCGUCCACCGACCCAUCGAUACUCAUGGCGGCGGUCGCUUCUCGCGCCGGUGCUGCUCGUGCUGGGUUCCGGCGGAUGUUUUCCGUCUCGGCCUUCUCCCCACCGCCUCCCCCGGCCGCUCGCCCCGCGGCGGAGCCCUGCAACAACCUCUUCGUCUCAGGGUUGAAUAAGCGCACGACAACUGACGGACUUAGGGAAGCCUUCUCGAAAUUCGGUCAGGUUACUGAAGCAAGAGUCAUCACGGAUAGAAUAUCUGGAUACUCCAGAGGUUUUGGCUUUGUUAAAUAUGCAACUGUGGAAGAAGCUGGUGAGGGCAUAAAAGGCAUGGAUGGAAAGUUCCUCGAUGGUUGGGUGAUAUUCGCGGAGUACGCAAAGCAGAGAGAAGCCCAGCAGCCGCCACAAUCAGCUGGGACACCAUCUGGCUACCAAUACUCUAGCUAAUAAUGUUGGCUGCGUCAUAGGAGGCCUAUUGGAGUUCUAUGGAUCACAAAUUGCUCGUUCUUCGAGACGUUGUUGAUAGACCGUGCUUGUCCACCAAGAAACUAAGCCACAUUUUGUCCUAAAUUGACCUGUUGAGUAAUGGUACUACCUUAUUUAGUGAACUGAAUAAACUGAAUCUGUUAGUAAUGGGGAAGGAAAGAAGUACCGAAAA
Messenger RNA from Brachypodium distachyon (stiff brome), 799 nucleotides. RefSeq names its product organelle RRM domain-containing protein 2, mitochondrial. Lineage: Eukaryota; Viridiplantae; Streptophyta; Magnoliopsida; Poales; Poaceae. Bases 16 to 588 code for a protein of 190 amino acids. Gene Ontology annotation, molecular function: RNA binding. The record is from RefSeq and is a predicted model, not a curated record. The transcript is spliced from 4 exons.